This is a messenger RNA of Manihot esculenta (cassava), 1522 nucleotides long. RefSeq names its product protochlorophyllide reductase, chloroplastic. The transcript is spliced from 4 exons. Lineage: Eukaryota; Viridiplantae; Streptophyta; Magnoliopsida; Malpighiales; Euphorbiaceae. Bases 107 to 1309 code for a protein of 400 amino acids. Gene Ontology annotation, molecular function: protochlorophyllide reductase activity. The record is from RefSeq and is a predicted model, not a curated record.
ACCCACUAUAUAUACAUACGUAUCUCAUAAUAUCUCUCUCAGACACUCUUCUUCACUUCAAAAGAAGGGAUCUUACAGCCCAGUUCAGAGUUCUUUGCUGGUGAUAAUGGCUCUCCAGGCUGCUUCUUUGGUUUCCUCUGGCUUUGUUGUUCCCAAAGAGGCCAAAUCCAAUGCAUCUUUCAAGGACUCCAGUUUAUUUGGAGUUUCACUUUCAGACCAUCUCAAAGCUGAUUUUAGCUCUUCUGCACUGUCGUCCCAGAGGGAACCCAACCAAAGAGUUGGGGCUGUUGUAAGAGCCCAGACAAUGGCUACAGCAAGUCCAGCAGUCAACAGGUCCGCCGGCGAAGGCAAGAAAACCCUUAGGAAGGGCAGUGUUGUGGUAACUGGUGCCUCUUCUGGACUGGGUCUAGCCACAGCUAAGGCCUUAGCUGAAACUGGAAAAUGGCACGUAAUUAUGGCCUGCAGGGACUUUCUUAAGGCAGAAAGAGCUGCCAAAUCUGCUGGAAUUUCAAAAGAAAACUACACCAUUAUGCACUUGGACCUUGCUUCCCUUGAAAGUGUCCGCCAAUUUGUUGAUAACUUCAGGCAAUCAGGAAGACCACUUGAUGUUCUGGUCUGCAAUGCUGCUGUUUACCAGCCAACCGCCAAGGAACCUACUUUUACUGCAGAAGGAUUUGAACUUAGUGUUGGAACUAACCAUCUUGGUCACUUCCUCCUUUCUCGUUUGCUGCUUGAUGAUCUCAAGAAAUCUGAUUACCCAUCAAAGAGACUCAUAAUUGUUGGCUCAAUCACUGGGAACACAAACACCUUGGCUGGGAAUGUGCCUCCAAAGGCCAACCUUGGAGACAUGAGGGGACUUGCAGGAGGCUUGAAUGGGCUAAACAGCUCUUCCAUGAUCGAUGGCGGUGAUUUCGACGGAGCCAAAGCCUACAAGGACAGCAAAGUCUGCAAUAUGCUCACUAUGCAAGAGUUCGACAGGCGUUUCCAUGAAGAAACAGGCAUCACAUUCGCUUCCCUUUAUCCAGGUUGCAUUGCCACAACAGGCUUGUUCAGGGAACACAUUCCUUUGUUCAGGCUUCUAUUCCCUCCGUUCCAAAAAUACAUCACCAAAGGUUUUGUCUCCGAAGAUGAAGCCGGAAAAAGGCUUGCUCAGGUGGUGAGUGAUCCGAGCUUGACAAAAUCCGGUGUAUACUGGAGCUGGAACAAGGACUCUGCUUCAUUUGAGAACCAGUUGUCCCAAGAAGCUAGUGAUGCAGACAAGGCUCGUAAAAUAUGGGAGAUUAGCGAGAAACUCGUUGGUUUGGCCUAAAUGAAGAGGAGCUUCAAGUUCUGACAACUGAUCAUUGACAUGGAAGAGGAUGAUGUUAGAGCAGAGCUGAGUCCUUUAUAUGAGAAGCUUUGAUUAGUUUUGAGGUGCUUGUGUAAACAAUUUUCUCUUGUAGUAGAUGACAUGUUUGUAACUUGCUUGAAAAAUAAAAUCAUCCAACGUUGUUGCAAGUACAAAUAAAUAAAUAUUAAUAUU